AUGAAAAUCCCAAACAACACCCCAAAUAUUAAGCAACACAAAUGCCUACAAAAAAUAAGCGAAAUUGUGGAUAAAACUCAAUUAAAAAAAAAACAAUUCAAAUACGUCAUAAACAUCAAUCACGAACCAGACGAUAAAAUAAAAAAAGAUUUAGAAAAAAGUUUGGACAAAAAAGAUGUUUUAAUCAAAAGUAAUAAUACAUUCAAAAUUCUCACAGACAGUAUUAGUACAGUAAUCUAUUUUGUAAAUAUGUUUGAUGCAGAAUUAAAAGGACAAUUUAUAACCACUAUAAGACCAAAAAAUAUGUAUACAGAUUUUGAUUGGUAUAAAUCACUCACAGAAAUAGAAUGGGUAAUAGAAAAUGAAGGAUGUAAACUAAUUAAAUCAGAAAUUAAAGGCGAAACUCUAAUUAUCAAAACAGUGAAAAGAGUCGUAGAAGAAUUUGACACUAUCAUUGAACUAGACAAUCUAACAUUAAUUGGACACUCCAACAAAGGAUGGAGAGAUCAAACCUCAUUACCAGAAAAUCAAGAAGAAAACAAAAAUAAAAAACAAUCAGAUGAACAACAACCACAAUCUACAUCAGAACAAAUACCAAAACAAGGAAAAAGAACAAUCAUUAUCCCACCAAUCACAUCCUCAUCUAAUGAUAAAACAUUUAUGGCCCUAGAUGAUACAGCUCAAAAGGUAAUAGAAGCAUCACUAGAAAACGUAGAUGAACUAACAAGAAUAGAGAAUGAGAUCAAUACACAAUCGAUAAACAAUCAAGAAAUUAAAACAAAAUCAGAAAAACCUAUCGAACCACCAUCUCCAUACAAUACACCAAUAAAACAACACGGCGAAACAAAGGGACUAACAACGGAAGAAAAACUUAGAGAGGCAAAUGAUAUCUUCGACUUCACCAGCCCAAACACUGAUGCAAUAAGAAAAAUAGAAUUCCCACUUUCAAUCCCUUCAAAUCAAUGGUUCUUCUCCUCUCCAAUAAAACAUAUCAUGAGUUUCAGCCCAACCUAUGGGCACCAUCGAAAAUUAUCGAUUCACCAAGUAAAUUGUUAA
This is a messenger RNA of Dictyostelium discoideum AX4, 1056 nucleotides long. RefSeq lists its product as hypothetical. The coding region runs from base 1 to 1056 and encodes 351 amino acids. The record is from RefSeq and is a predicted model, not a curated record. Lineage: Eukaryota; Evosea; Eumycetozoa; Dictyosteliales; Dictyosteliaceae. The transcript has a single exon.